AUGGUUCGCCUUGCCCGCUGCCUGGUGCUCUGGGCAACCUUCGCAGCGGCAGCACCUCCAAAUAUCCCUCGGAAACAUGAUGGCCUGCAGCAAGCAAUCGUCGGAUCGUCGACCUCAAAAUCCCAACCUGCUCCCAGAAAAUUAAGGGGUAGAUUCCUCCACAUUACAGACAUUCAUCCCGACCCCUUCUACAAGUCCCACUCCGAUCCUGAAGAGCAAUGCCAUUCGGGCCAUGGCGAGGCUGCAUAUUUUGGAGCAGAAGUAACAGACUGCGAUGCCCCCAUAAGCCUGGUUAAUGCCACCUUCCAAUGGAUUCAAGCGAAUCUCAAAGACGAGAUUGAUUUUGUCGUCUGGACUGGCGACUCGGCCCGCCACGACAACGACGAACGCCUUCCCCGAUCGGAUAAACAGGUGCUCAAGCUCAACCGGUUCAUUGUAGACAAGUUCAUCGAGGCUUUCGGCAAACCGGACAACAUAGACGACCCGGACCCGACCAACGAUUUCGUAAUCCCAAUUGUUCCUACCUUUGGGAACAACGAUAUUCUUCCUCACAACAUCUUCACACCUGGGCCGAACAAAUGGACGCGGGCCUACCUGGAUGUAUGGAACCGGUUUGUUCCACAGGCACAACGUCAUUCAUUUGCAAGAGGUGGUUGGUUCUUCACCGAAGUCAUCCCUAAUAAACUGGCGGUCUUUAGUCUCAACACUCUGUAUUUUUUCGAUUCAAACUCGGCUGUUGAUGGCUGCGAUUUGAAGUCGGAACCGGGCUACGAGCACAUGGAGUGGCUGCGGAUCCAAUUACAAUUCCUCCGCAACCGAGGAAUGAAGGCCAUCCUUAUAGGCCAUGUGCCGCCGGCCAGGACCGAGAGCAAACAGAACUGGGAUGAAAGCUGUUACCAGAAGUUUACCCUUUGGAUGCGACAGUACCGAGAUGUCAUUGUCACCUCGAUCUUUGGACACAUGAACAUCGAUCAUUUUAUGUUCCAAGAUGUCAAAGAAUUGCAUUACAAGUUCAAGAUCAAGGGUGUCGACAAGCGGCUAAGAUCGCAACCAGAUAACGCCACCUUUUCCAUCGCCGCCAAAGCCCAAUACUUGAAUGAAUUGAGAUCAGGCUGGUCAGAACUACCCACACCGCCAGUCGGACAUUCAUAUUUGUCUGUAGAUGGUGAGGCAAUCCCGGAUGAUUUUGUCGAUGCCCGAAAGAAGGAUGGAGAGAGGGAGCUUGCAAAAUUUCUGGAGGCGAUCGGCGGGCCAUGGGCUGAACGAUUCAGCAUGUCCUUGGUAUCUCCGAGCGUUGUUCCAAACUUCUUUCCGACCCUUCGAGUUGUGGAGUACAAUGUCACAGGGAUGGAGGAUGAUCACCCAGCCGACGGGGCGAUUGGGGAACCUGCGGUUGCACACGACAUCGACGGUCAAGCAUAUGAGGAGAUGAUCUUGGAGCAAUCGGAGGAAGAUGAGUCUGACAAAGACAUUAACCCGGAAGAUGAUGUCCACGAUCUCAAGAAGAAGAAGAAGAAAGGCAAAAAGAAGAAGCCGAAGAAACCCAACUUCCCAGUCCCCAAACCACCAUCCGAGACGUCUCCUCCCGGACCCGCUUAUUCUCCGCAGUCGCUGUCACUGCUGUCGUUCACGCAAUACUACGCCAACCUGACUCGAAUACACGAGCAGAUGCAUAAUAACAAGUCACCGAAGCAAGACCGGUACCAAUACUUCAAUUACUACCCAGAGUACACAACGAACAACGACAGUGCAUAUCAGAUGAAAGAUUUGACGGUGCGCUCCAUGUUGGAUCUGGCCGAGAAGAUGGGACGGGAUAGGCUGAAGUUGAGCCAUGCCGAUACCGAGGAUGUCGAGAUUGAUGUCGAUUCCUCCAAGAAAAGCGGCCGUAAGGACGAGACAAAGACUCGCAAGAAUCAUCUAUGGAAGACAUUUAUUAAGCGGGCCUUCGUGCACACGAAACCUGACGAUGAGAUCGAUCAGCAAUUUGGAUGA
Molecule: messenger RNA, 1992 nt
Organism: Cladophialophora psammophila CBS 110553
Lineage: Eukaryota; Fungi; Ascomycota; Eurotiomycetes; Chaetothyriales; Herpotrichiellaceae
Exons: 2
Coding region: 1-1992 (663 amino acids)
Biological process (GO): polyphosphate catabolic process
Cellular component (GO): fungal-type vacuole; membrane
Molecular function (GO): endopolyphosphatase activity; exopolyphosphatase activity
Source: RefSeq, a predicted model, not a curated record